AAGACAUGCUUAAAAUUGAAGAAUUAUUGAAUCUUAAUGCAACUAGUUUUACAGAUAGUUUAGAUGAAAUAAUUUUUGAACUCUUUCAAGAGGAAUAUAUUAUUCAAACUAAUGAUAUUGAGAAUAGUAAAGAGAAAGAUUUGAAUAUUGAAAAAGUGAUUAAUGCAAUGUUAAAAUAA
This is a messenger RNA of Cetraspora pellucida, 179 nucleotides long. NCBI's taxonomy places the organism in Eukaryota, Fungi, Glomeromycota, Glomeromycetes, Diversisporales, Gigasporaceae. The record is from the annotation of a GenBank genome assembly.